CAGAACAUCUCUCCGGUACAUUUAUUAGCAGUGUGGUUGUAGCCGCUGCAAUUGUAGCAUCUUAACAAAUUAAUGUGUUCAUAUACUGAGCAUAUUGUUAAAUUAAUACAUAAUAUUCUGUUUUCAAUAGCAGCAGUUCUUUCAAAAGUGGCACCUGAAUAUCUUGUGCAAAUAAAUUUAAAAUGGGUGCAGAACGCCCAUAAAAAAUCCAGUGUUAGCUUACGGCAUAUAUUGCAACUAUGUGGUCUCAUUUCACCGGUCUAUAACUGUUGUCAUACUGGUUGCUUUGUUAUAUCUAUAUUAUGUUAACGUCCAUACAAUCAUCAAUAUAGUUACAGAAGAUAACUGGAAGGAGAUGCGACCUUACGCAGCUUAUGCUUUGAUGAUAAUAACUAGGGGGUUGGGCUGGUUCCACUACAUAUUUAUAGCGGUUGACAACUUGCAAGUAGUAAACAGUGUAUUGAUUACUUUAUGGAGAAACAAUCCGAAAACAAAAAAAAACAUUAAACGAGUUAAACGUGAAUAUCGCAUUUUCCAAAUCAUCACAGUAUACAUUAUUUCUGUAUUAUCUUUUGGGCAACUGACAAGAUUCAUCUCACUGGAAUCCGAAAAGAGGUACAACUAUAGUUUGAAGUACAUACAAGAAAGUUUCGGAUCAUAUGAUACAUAUGGAAUUGUUUUCUAUAUCAUACUGGACUCGAUAUCAGCUAUGUUUCCUAUAUUUUUGGUAAUUUUCGGUUCAGCAAUGGCGGCUGCAAGUUCAGUACUAUUCAUCAACAUUUUCGAACACAGUGAAACUCUUAACAGAACAGCUGAUCAGAAAUUUGUAAAUACUUUCUUGAAAUAUGCAGCAAGACAACAUUCUGAAAUAAUGAGAUCAGGGCGACAAUUGAAUGAAGUAGGCGGUUCACUGAUGUUAUAUUUUUCGCUAAACGCAGUCGUUACAUUGACCGGUUGUCUAUAUAUCAUCAUAACGGCACAAUACAGGGAUCUAAAUAUCGCAUCAAUUAUGUUUAAGUGGAUUUCAACAGCAGUAACGCUAUGUUUUUGUGGACAAAAGCUAACAGAUACAUCCAGCGAACUCUACGACGUUCUAAUCAGCUUACCAUGGUAUACAUGGAAUCAACAGAACAAAAGGCUAUAUCACAUACUGCUGAUGAAUUCCAGAAAAGGAAUGGCAUUUAGUUUUUAUGGGAUGAGGUCCAUCAAUUAUGCUUACGUGCAGGAUGUUUUUAGAGGAGUUUAUAGUCUUGCAUGUGUGGGAUGUAAUUUGAAGUGAACACUACAGCUUCAUGAGUAGAUAAUACAUAAUACAUUAGAUGGCACCUAUAGAUAAUAAUUGACGUCACAAAAAACAGAUUAUCCCACUUAGUUACACUGAACCAAGAAUAAAUAUUCUUUGUCCUCUUUAUCAUUUU
Molecule: messenger RNA, 1418 nt
Organism: Acanthoscelides obtectus
Lineage: Eukaryota; Metazoa; Arthropoda; Insecta; Coleoptera; Chrysomelidae
Source: the annotation of a GenBank genome assembly